AGCGCCUCUCCCGGUCCCCUUCUGUCCCCGGUCCUCUGCCCCGGGACGCAGUGGAGCCCGGCGGGCAGCCCCAGCCGCGGCCGUCCCGGGGACGCAGACGCCAAAGCCCCUCCGGCCAGGGCAAGGACCCGGGCCGGCCUAGCCAGCUUUGACAGCCCCAUGGCCCCAGCUGGCCACUGAGCCCCACCAUGGGCAACCUGUACUCAGAGUACCUAAGCCCCAGCAAGGUUCGGGAACACUAUAAUCACACCAAGGAGACGCUGGACACGCGGGAGACGCCCUCCCGCCAGGUGGCCUCAGCCCUCAUCAUCAUCCUCUGCUGCGCCAUCGUGGUGGAGAACCUGCUGGUACUCAUCGCAGUCGCGCGCAACAGCAAGUUCCACUCGGCCAUGUACCUGUUCCUGGGCAACCUGGCUGCCUCAGACCUGCUGGCGGGUGCGGCCUUCAUCGCCAAUACCUUGCUCUCUGGCCGUUUCACGUUCGGGCUGACACCUGUGCAGUGGUUUGCCCGUGAGGGCUCGGCCUUCAUCACGCUCUCUGCCUCUGUCUUCAGCCUCCUGGCCAUAGCCAUCGAGCGGCACGUGGCCAUUGCCAAGGUCAAGCCCUACGGCAGCGACAAGAGCUGCCGCAUGCUGCUGCUCAUCGCGGCCUCGUGGCUCAUCUCGCUGGUUCUCGGCGGGCUGCCCAUCCUGGGCUGGAAUUGCCUGGGCCACCUGGAGGCUUGCUCCACCGUUCUGCCGCUCUACGCCAAGCCCUACGUGCUCUGCGUGGUAAGCAUCUUCUCUGUCAUCUUACUGGCCAUUGUAGCUCUGUACAUCCGCAUCUACUGUGUGGUGCGCUCCAGCCAGGCUGAUGUGGCUGGCCCGCAGACGCUGGCCCUGCUCAAGACAGUCACCUUCGUGCUAGGUGUCUUCAUUGUCUGCUGGCUGCCCGCCUUUAGCAUCCUCCUCCUGGACUAUGCCUGUCCUGUCCGGGCCUGCCCUAUCCUCUACAAGGCCCACUACUUCUUUGCCUUCGCCACCCUCAACUCGCUGCUCAACCCUGUCAUCUACACGUGGCGCAGCCGGGACCUGCGGCGGGAGGUGUUACGGCCGCUGCAGUGCUGGCACCGGGCGGCAGGGGUGCAGGGACGGCGGGACGGGACCCCGGGCCACCGCCUCCUGCCCCUCCGCAGCUCCAGCUCACUGGAGAGGGGCAUGCACAUGCCCACAUCGCCCACAUCUCUGGAGGGCAACACGGUGGUCUGAGGGGCAAGUGGGCCAACAACCAGGCCACAGCAAAGGGCUCUGUGGAGAAGCGCCAGGUGACCUGGGAGAGAGACUUGGGGCUGCCAAGCAAGAUGCCCCCAUUCCAGAGACUUGGGUGAUGUUGAAGAUAUUUCACAUCUGGGACGGCCGACUGAGGCACUGACCAGUUGGAUGGCAGAGCUGUGGCAGGGGCCUGGAGGCCAGCACAGUGGCCGGCGUGACCUCCUCGGAACUGGAUCAUGAGGACAAGGCGGGAGGCUGGGGGGUCCUGGAAAGGGCCCAGGUGACAGCAGACAGGUGCUCAAGAGGAGCACAGCACAGGAGCAAUUUACAACCUGGUACAAAGGAUUUCAGCAUUUCACAACUGUCUGAUCUUCUGCCCUGUGCCAGAGUCACCUCUCAGACUUCACCCCACCUUGCCACCUUCUGGCAACCUCAGGCAACUUCCCUGGAACCACUGUCCUCAGGGGCUGGAGGCCUCCUCUCUGACUGUUCUGGGUAGCCCCGCCUAGCGGUUCCUGGGCACAAAUCCACAGCUUCCCUAAAUUUCACCAGCUGCCACUUUGGCAACUUCUUCCCUUUCUUCCCAUUCUGCUAGAUGCCAGGAAACCACAUAGGGGUGGGAGGCUAAACCCCAUUCUCAGACCUCAUUGGCCAGUUGCACUAUUUGGGGCACAGAGGGAUCGCCAAGGGCUGGAAAAACUGGUCUGGGGGCCUGAGGAGGGCUCUGGGCCUCCCGGUGGGGCAGGGUGGAACUUGAGAAAGUUCUGGAGGAGCUGUUGGUACAGGACCCUCUACCUCCCCCCCAAAAAACAAGCACCCCCAAGCUAACUCCCACCUCCAGCCCCAGCCAAGGUACCAGAUCUCCUAAGGCAGGGCAGCCUUGAGCCCGCUGUGCCUCCUUUCCAAUUGUAUUGAACAGAGCACGGGGGUGAGGAUGCCAAGGACAACUGGGGGAUGCUCUCUUUUAACCUGCUCCAGAAGGACUUUGCUAAAUUCUGUGGAUAGAUGGAAGGGACAUUGCGGUACAAAUGUAUAUUUAUGUGUGUCAGUGUCUGUUCAUGUCUGUGUGUGUGUGUGUGUGUGUGUGUGUGUGUGUGUGUGUGUGUGUUCCCCUCUCCUCACCAUGUUUCCCCAGAAUGGAUGCUUUUUUUGUCUCCUCGUGUCUGUGUUGAAGCUGCCAAAGAGGGGUCUGGCCCUGGACAGACCCCUUUGUGAUUGCUGGCUUAACUCCCCGCUUGAGAGCUGAAGUGCAGCUCACCUUGGGGAGGAAAAACCUCAUGCCUCAAAGUGAUUUCUUGUGACUGCAAAGGCUGGGGGAGGGGGUCUUUGGGGGACAAGGAGCCACUUGAGGGCUUGUCUCCCCUCAUACAGCUCCCCGGAUGCCCCUCAUGCCCGAGACCCAGGCCCAGGCCAAUAAACGGUUCAACUUCUUUUUC
Camelus dromedarius (Arabian camel) is the source of this 2686-nucleotide messenger RNA. RefSeq names its product sphingosine-1-phosphate receptor 2 (gene S1PR2). Gene Ontology annotation, molecular function: sphingosine-1-phosphate receptor activity. Gene Ontology annotation, biological process: regulation of metabolic process; adenylate cyclase-activating G protein-coupled receptor signaling pathway; sphingosine-1-phosphate receptor signaling pathway. Bases 189 to 1247 code for a protein of 352 amino acids. The transcript has 2 exons. Gene Ontology annotation, cellular component: cytoplasm; plasma membrane. The record is from RefSeq and is a predicted model, not a curated record. Lineage: Eukaryota; Metazoa; Chordata; Mammalia; Artiodactyla; Camelidae.